AUGGCGAGCUCUGAUGUGGAUAUAGGCGCGCUGACGGAAGAGCAGCAGCUGGCACUGCAACAGUUCACCUCCGUGACAGAUCAGAACAUCGACGCCGCAGUGCCACUACUGGAGCGAUGUCAAUGGAACGUCCAGAUCGCGAUAGCUAGGUUCUUCGAUGGCGAACCUCCCGAGCCAGUUGCCGACUCUAUACCAGAUACUCCGUUGCCGCAAGACGUUAGACGGCAGGAAACGCUACUAAACGGCUUCUCGCGCCCGUCUCCUUCCCUACGAAGGGACAUCGACCCAGCGCCUCGAGUAGUACCCCAACCUGAGGGCCAAGUCACGCACCAGGCGCCCUUCCUCCUUUCCAUACUAUUUAUGCCUUUCAACCUAGCCUAUACCAUACUUUCCAGAACCCUUGGCGCCGUCGGAUACCUCUUCCCCUUCCUCCCCCGUCUCCUAGCGAGGUUCUCAGCCAACCGAACCUCGCCAACGAGACGGAGCAACACAAGCGGCCGGCGACCACUGAACCCACGGGAUACAGCAGCGCGUUUCAUCCGCGAAUUCGAGGAGGAAUACGGCGCCAACGAGCUUCCGUUCUUCGAGAACGGGUACGCGCAAGCGUUUGACCUCGCAAAGAAGGAGCUCAAGUUCCUCCUGGUCGUCCUGGUCUCUCCAGAGCACGAUGACACUACAUCUUUUAUCCGAGAUACCCUCCUCUCCUCCGAAGUCGUAAACUUCAUCAAAUCCCGGCGCGACAAUCUCGUCCUAUGGGCAGGCAACGUCCAAGACUCCGAAGCCUAUCAAGUCUCGACCGCCCUCAACUGCACCAAAUUCCCCUUUACUGCCUUAAUCGUCCAUACGCCCUCCGUAUCGUCCACCUCCAUGUCGAUCGUCGCGCGCAUAACCGGACCGACUCCCCCAUCCACAUUCGUUUCGAAGCUACAAAACGCCAUGGCGCAGAACUCGGAGGCACUGAACAGGAUGCGCUCACAGCGGGCAGAGCAGCAAGCGGCGCGCAACCUGCGCGAGCAGCAGAACUCAGCAUACGAGCGCUCAUUGGCGCAGGAUAGGGAGCGCGCGCGGCAGAGGCGAGAGGCGGAAGAGGCGCAGCGGCGUGCGGAAAAGGAAGCGGAAGAGAAGGCCGAGGCCGAAGAGCGGGAAGCGCGGAAUUUGGAGCAGUGGCGGCGGUGGAGGGCGCGGGCGAUACGGGCAGAACCGGGACCGGAGGCAAAGGACGUGGUAAGGAUAAGCUUGCGCAUGCCGUCUGGCGAGCGCGUUGUUCGCAAGUUCGCGCCUGAGGCGGGGAUCGAGGAGUUGUAUGCAUUUGUGGAGUGCUAUGAUAUACUGCAGCCGGAAGACGAGGCUGCUUUCGAUGCAAGGAAGCCAGCGGGCUAUGAACACGAAUACAAGUUCCGCCUUGUCUCGCCGAUGCCGCGCGAAGUCUACGAGCUGGAGAAGGGAGGCACGGUCAAGGAGCGGAUUGGGCGUAGCGGCAAUCUCAUCGUGGAGCGCACCAUCGACGAAGAUGAAGCAGAUGCCGAGGAGUAG
This is a messenger RNA of Coniosporium apollinis CBS 100218, 1533 nucleotides long. RefSeq lists its product as uncharacterized. The transcript is spliced from 2 exons. Gene Ontology annotation, molecular function: ubiquitin binding. The record is from RefSeq and is a predicted model, not a curated record. Lineage: Eukaryota; Fungi; Ascomycota; Dothideomycetes. Gene Ontology annotation, cellular component: endoplasmic reticulum. Bases 1 to 1533 code for a protein of 510 amino acids.